Molecule: messenger RNA, 1899 nt
Organism: Haliaeetus leucocephalus (bald eagle)
Lineage: Eukaryota; Metazoa; Chordata; Aves; Accipitriformes; Accipitridae
Gene: DBH
Product: dopamine beta-hydroxylase (dopamine beta-monooxygenase)
Exons: 12
Coding region: 1-1899 (632 amino acids)
Biological process (GO): dopamine catabolic process; norepinephrine biosynthetic process; octopamine biosynthetic process
Cellular component (GO): secretory granule membrane
Molecular function (GO): copper ion binding; dopamine beta-monooxygenase activity
Source: RefSeq, a predicted model, not a curated record
AUGGGCAAAGCCAGGCACGCGGGUGCUGUCCUGCCCGGCAUGCAGACUUCCAGGAGCAAGCCCUGCUCCUGCCCCAGCUUCAAGCUGCGGGAAGUGGCAUCCAUGUAUUUCACCAUGAUCGCGGUGUUCCUGGUCAUCUUGGUGGUGGCCCUGCAGGGCUCAGUGCCCCGCAGGAAUGAUUUUCCCUACAAGGUACCCCUCGAUCCCCAGGGGCUGCUCGAGCUCUCCUGGAAUGUCAGUUAUCCCGAGCAAGCCGUGCAUUUCCAGCUCCUCGUCAGGGACCUGCAGUUCGGGCUCCUCUUUGGGAUGUCAGACAGGGGCGAGUUUGAGAACGCGGACCUGGCCGUGCUCUGGAGCGACGGGCGCAAUUCCUAUUUUGGGGAUGCCUGGAGCGAUGCCAAGGGGCAGCUCCACAUGGAUUCGCAGCAGGACUACCAGCUCCUCGGGGCUCGGAGGGCUCCUGAGGGUCUCUACCUCCUCUUCAGAAGAGCCUUCAGCACCUGUGACCCCAAGGACUACCUUAUAGAGGAUGGCACUGUGCACCUUAUCUACGGGAUCCUGGAGAAACCGGUCCAUUCCCUCCAAGCCAUCAACAUCUCUGCCAUCCACAGGGGACUGCAGAGGGUGCAGCUGCUAAAGCCCAACAUCACCGUCCCUGAACUGCCCAGCGACAUGAAGACGAUGGAGAUAACGGCCCCUGAUAUUGUCAUUCCCAGCCAGGAGACAACCUACUGGUGUUACAUGGCAAAGCUUGCAGAAGGCUUCCCCAAACAUCACAUUAUCAUGUAUGAGCCAGUGAUCACAGCAGGCAACGAGGCCCUGGUCCACCACAUGGAAGUCUUCCAGUGCGCUGCCGAAUUUGACAGCUUCCCCCAUUACAAUGGGCCCUGCGACUCCAAGAUGAAGCCAGACCGGCUCAACUACUGCAGGCACGUGCUUGCAGCAUGGGCCAUGGGAGCACAGGCUUUCUACUACCCAGAAGAAGCAGGUCUUGCCUUUGGUGGCCCGGGAACCUCCAGAUAUUUGCGCCUCGAGAUUCAUUACCACAAUCCCCUGGUGUUCAAAGGUCGCCGCGACUCCUCAGGGAUCCGUCUCUACUACACGGCCACCCUGCGACGCUACGAUGCCGGCAUCAUGGAGUUGGGCUUGGUCUACACGCCGGUGAUGGCCAUUCCUCCGGGUGAGGAUGCCUUCCUCCUCACGGGCUAUUGCACCGACAAAUGUACCCAGCUGGCUUUGCCCGCUGCCGGCAUCCGCAUCUUCGCCUCCCAGCUCCACACUCACCUGGCAGGAAGAAAAGUGGUGACGGUGCUGUCCCGGGAUGGGAGAGAGCGGCAGGUCGUGAAUGCCGACGGUCACUACAGCCCUCAUUUUCAGGAGAUCCGCAUGCUGAAGGAGGUGGUUGCAGUUUUUCCAGGGGACCAACCCAUACAGACCUGCACGUACAACACGGAGGACCGGAGCCGAGCCACGGUGGGCGGGUUUGGCAUCCUGGAGGAGAUGUGCGUGAACUACGUGCACUACUACCCCCAGACGCAGCUGGAGCUGUGCAAAAGCGCCGUGGAUCCAGGCUACCUGCAUCGAUAUUUCAACCUCGUGAACAGGUUUAACGACGAGGAGGUCUGCACGUGCCCACAGGUCUCCGUCCCACAGCAGUUUUUCUCCGUCCCCUGGAACACAUUCAACAGAGAUGUGCUAAAAUCCCUCUACGGCUUUGCUCCGAUCUCGAUGCACUGCAACAAAUCCUCAGCCGUCCGGUUCCCGGGCGAGUGGGAGAAGCAGCCGCUUCCCACCAUCACCGAGAGGCUGCGGGAGCCCAUCCCUCGCUGCCCACCCACCCCGGGGCCUCGGCCUGCAGCCCCCAUCCCCCUCAACCUGGGUGAGCUCAGGAGGGACUGA